CCUGCUUCUUCUUUCUCUCCAUAAAAUUUUCUUUUUUCCCUUUUUCAUUUUGCUUUACAGUCGCCAUCGGAAUCGAAAGAAAAAACGGCACCAGAUGAUCAUCAUCGGUGGUCUUCUGUUCUUGUCUCCUAUCUUAUUUUGUUCCUUUUUUUUUUAAUACCUCCAGAGCGUUCAGGGAAGGCUGAAGGAUGUUGGAGCAGUUGCUCAUAUUUACUAGAGGAGGAUUGAUCCUAUGGACGUGUAAAGAGCUUGGAAACGCUCUCAAGGGAUCACCAAUUGACACCCUCAUUAGGUUCUGCCUUCUGGAGGAGCGAUCUGGCUCCAACUCGUAUAACUAUGAUGCUCCGGGUGCUGCCUAUACCCUCAAAUGGACCUUCCACAACGAACUUGGCCUUGUGUUUGUCGCCGUAUAUCAGCGGAUACUCCGGCUGCUGUAUGUGGAUGAACUGCUUUCCAUGGUGAAGCGUGAAUUCUGUGAGAUAUACGAUCCCAAGCGGAUAGAUUAUAAUGAUUUCGACGAAACUUUUAGGCAGCUGAGGAAAGAGGCAGAGGCUAGGACUGAGGAUUUGAAGAAAUCGAAGCAGGUGGGUAGGCCUGUGAAUGAUUCUAAGAAACAGGGACAUGUGAAGAAGGGUGGGGCUGAUGGAGGAAACAAGAAAAAAAGCGAGGCUAAAGGUGGCAGUGAUGAUGAUGAUGAUAAUAGGGCAGGUCAUAAUAAGUUAGAGAAUGGACAUUCUAAUGGCCAUCAUAUUGAAACUGAUGGUUCUAGGGGAUUAGCUAUUGGUAACGGUAAAGAAAAUGCUAGUGUCAAUGUUGGAGCUUUUGAUGUCAGUAAGCUGCAGAAGCUUAAGAACAAAGGAGGGAAGAAAAAUGAUACUGCUGUUAGUGAUAGUAAGGGUGCCAAAGCGGACCCAAAGAAAAAGGCAACAAAAAAGAAUAGGGUUUGGGAUGAUUCACCUUCACAGUCGAAACUGGACUUCACUGAUCCCGUGGAAAAUGGAAAUGAGAAUAUAGAUGUUGUGGCAGCUAACCAGGGAGAAAGCAUGAUGGACAAAGAGGAGGUUGUUAGCAGCGAUAGUGAGGAUGACGAAGAUGAGGUUGGCAAGGGGAGUGCACCUAACUCUAAGAAGAAGGGAUGGUUUUCAUCUAUGUUCCAGAGCAUCGCCGGAAAAGCAAAUUUAGAGAAGUCAGAUCUGGAACCAGCUCUAAAGGCUCUCAAGGACAGGCUCAUGACCAAGAAUGUGGCGGAAGAGAUAGCUGAGAAGCUUUGUGAAUCAGUUGCAGCAAGCCUGGAAGGUAAAAAGCUUGCAUCUUUCACAAGGAUAUCUUCAACUGUCCAGGCAGCUAUGGAAGAUGCACUUGUUCGGAUUCUGACUCCUAAGCGGUCUAUUGACAUACUGAGGGAUGUACAUGCUGCUAAGGAACAAAGGAAGCCAUAUGUUGUUGUCUUUGUGGGUGUCAAUGGGGUUGGAAAAUCAACCAACCUAGCUAAGGUUGCAUAUUGGCUUCAGCAACAUAAUGUCAGUGUUAUGAUGGCUGCUUGUGAUACAUUUCGGUCUGGAGCUGUUGAACAGCUGAGAACUCAUGCACGCAGACUUCAGAUUCCUAUAUUUGAGAAGGGCUAUGAAAAGGAUCCUGCUAUGGUGGCGAAGGAAGCAAUUCAGGAGGCAACUCGCAAUGGUUCUGAUGUGGUUCUUGUGGACACAGCUGGCCGGAUGCAGGACAAUGAACCAUUGAUGAGGGCACUGUCAAAGCUCGUUAACCUCAACAAUCCUGAUCUUGUGCUCUUUGUUGGGGAGGCAUUAGUUGGAAAUGAUGCAGUUGAUCAACUGUCAAAGUUCAACCAGAAACUGGCUGAUCUCUCCACUUCCCCCAAUCCGAGACUAAUUGAUGGGAUCCUGCUUACUAAGUUUGACACCAUUGACGAUAAGGUUGGAGCUGCGCUUUCCAUGGUUUACAUCUCUGGAGCACCAGUGAUGUUUGUGGGUUGCGGACAGUCUUACACAGACCUGAAAAAGUUGAACGUGAAAACCAUUGUUAAGACCCUUCUGAAAUGAGUCAACAGUAGUAGUACUUUCUACUGGUGUUUCUUGCCCGCUUUUGGUGGUGGAAUGAAUAUUUUUCAUUGCCCCGCCUUUCGCUCGCUUUCACUUUCGGAUGAAUAUGAACUGAAAACAUGUUGGGUUCUCUGCCAGACUUGUGUUUUCUCUUUCUAGCUUGAUGCCCGUUGAUGGUGUGGGAUAUUCGUUCUGCUGGUGGUGAACCUGAAAAUAUGCCCCUUUGUUGUGCAGUUGUGCUCUUCAGUCGUUCCAUUUCGCUUUAAUUACAUUGAUCUGCUAAUAGAUGGCCUACUUGUCAUUCUUUCGUAGUCUUCUAAUCUUCAAUUUUGUCAGGGGAAUUUGUUGGCUUAGCAAUUGCUCAGAUGGUUAUGUCCGUUACCAUCUCCAUCCUAUGGGGCAUUUUGCUAGCAACUGAUAGGGACGUGGAUGACUAAAAAUUGUUAAGUGAUAAAUUGUUAAAAUUGUUAAAAUUGAUGAUGUGACUUUAGGGAACACAUGGAUGAAGAUAGCCUUAUGUAUCUUUAAACUAGACUUAGAGUUU
Molecule: messenger RNA, 2601 nt
Organism: Linum tenue
Lineage: Eukaryota; Viridiplantae; Streptophyta; Magnoliopsida; Malpighiales; Linaceae
Source: the annotation of a GenBank genome assembly